AGUUCAUACAUAUCUUAAAUUUUGGUUAAUAACAUUUCAUUUAUAGCUGUUUUUGACUUGCAUUAACUGUUCUUGCUGGCAUGUAACGAAAGACAACCAAAAAGUCGUAAAUCCAAGUUGCGGAAAACAUAUAAAACCGACACAGAAUCUCUAUAAUAUUUGUUGCAUUUAAAUGCAAUUUAGUGAACUACAAAAAAAUGGGCGACAAUGAGCAAAAGGCCCUCCAGCUUAUGGCUGAGGCGGAGAAGAAGCUGACACAACAAAAAGGUUUUCUCGGCUCACUUUUUGGCGGUAGCAACAAGAUCGAAGAUGCCAUCGAGUGUUAUCAGCGGGCUGGUAAUAUGUUCAAAAUGUCGAAGAACUGGACUAAGGCCGGCGAAUGCUUCUGUGAGGCUGCCACAUUGCAUGCGCGUGCUGGCAGCCGCCAUGAUGCUGGGACCUGCUAUGUGGAUGCUUCCAACUGCUACAAGAAGGUGGACGUUGAAAACGCCGUCAACUGUCUGAUGAAGUCCAUUGACAUAUACACCGAUAUGGGUCGCUUCUCGAUGGCAGCCAAGCAUCAUCAAAGCAUUGCUGAAAUGUAUGAGACCGACCCGGCUACACUGGCCAAAUCAAUUCAACACUAUGAGCAGGCGGCUGACUAUUUCAAGGGCGAGGAGUCGGUCAGUUCCGCCAAUAAAUGCAUGCUAAAAGUUGCCCAGUAUGCCGCCCAGCUGGAAGAUUAUGAAAAAGCAAUAUCGAUCUACGAGCAGGUCGCUGCCUCGUCGCUCGAGAGUUCGCUGCUCAAAUACAGCGCAAAGGAGUACUUCUUUCGUGCCGCUCUCUGUCACCUUAGUGUUGAUUUGUUGAAUGCGCAACACGCGAUUGAGAAGUAUGCGCAACAGUAUCCGGCAUUCCAGGACUCACGGGAAUUUAAGCUCAUCAAGGUGUUGUGCGAGCAUCUUGAGGAGCAGAACAUUGAGGGGUUUACAGAGGCUGUAAAGGAUUAUGACAGCAUCUCGCGUUUGGAUCAGUGGUACACAACAAUCUUGCUAAGAAUUAAAAAAGCUGCCGAUGAAGAUCCCGACUUGCGAUAAGAAUGCAAAUCUAUUAACACAUAUAAAUACAUACCUAUUAAUCUUAUAAACAAAUAAAAAAGGAAAUUUGAUGUAUCUACAUAUACAUUUAAAUGCAUAUAUAUUUAAAGAACAAAAAUUUAUCUAACUAAAAUCAAUUCUAUAUGCUAAUGAACACUAAAAGAAAUAAUUAAACAUUCAAUAUGCACCAUUUGAAACUGAAACUAUUAUAAAAGAAUUUUCCAUCCAAAACUUUCAUCAUCCGCAACUAUUCUUGCAAUAUUAGAAAUGUAUCAAAAUGUUAUGGUACUUAAACAAUUUUGUUUCAUAUAAAUGUGGUAGAAAGUGUAACGAUAAUUUUCUUAACAUGAAUUUAAUUUUUAUUUUAGAUUAGCCUCAAUGAUAUUAUAAAUACAAAUGAUUCAAUAUGUGUUAAUCGAGAAGUUAAAAGUA
Drosophila grimshawi is the source of this 1508-nucleotide messenger RNA. RefSeq names its product alpha-soluble NSF attachment protein (gene alphaSnap). Lineage: Eukaryota; Metazoa; Arthropoda; Insecta; Diptera; Drosophilidae. The record is from RefSeq and is a predicted model, not a curated record. Gene Ontology annotation, biological process: intracellular protein transport; SNARE complex disassembly. The transcript is spliced from 5 exons. Gene Ontology annotation, molecular function: syntaxin binding; soluble NSF attachment protein activity. Gene Ontology annotation, cellular component: SNARE complex; vacuolar membrane. Bases 198 to 1076 code for a protein of 292 amino acids.